GAACGACGACUGGCAUCUGAAUCUUCAUCAGAGAUGGCGAAAGAUCCUCAAGAAGGACUGAAAUCAGAUCCACCCUGCCAUCCUCUCGCAUGUGCUAUUCAAGACUGCAUACAGAAGAACAAUUACGACGAGGCAAAGUGCAAGAAGCAGAUCGAUGCGCUGUAUGAAUGCUGUAAUCUGUUCUACAAGAAAGAGGGAGAUGAUGCAACAACGGUGAGCUGUCCGAAGGCCAGUCUCCUGCGGCUCAAGAUGAAGCAGCGACAGCAGGGCCUUUGACAGCAGUCUCGUGGAUCUCGUCAGCGAUCUGACUCGGAGCAGGCACUCGUAUUCUCUGCGCCGGAAAUACCAUCAAAUAGUGAUGCCAGACAGGGCCAAAGACAGACGCAGCUCGACCAUCCUGAGACCACCACUAUGGCAUGCCCAGCUGGAGACGAAGCUCCUUAGUUGACACCUGCCCUCUGUCCACCAGACAACCUUCAAGUGACCAGCGCAGACAGCCUUCACACAGAUCCUUCCUCAUAGCCAACACAAUCCCUUCAUCCCUC
Molecule: messenger RNA, 545 nt
Organism: Zymoseptoria tritici IPO323
Lineage: Eukaryota; Fungi; Ascomycota; Dothideomycetes; Mycosphaerellales; Mycosphaerellaceae
Exons: 5
Coding region: 34-276 (80 amino acids)
Cellular component (GO): mitochondrial intermembrane space
Source: RefSeq, a predicted model, not a curated record